Messenger RNA from Diabrotica balteata, 1399 nucleotides. NCBI's taxonomy places the organism in Eukaryota, Metazoa, Arthropoda, Insecta, Coleoptera, Chrysomelidae. The record is from the annotation of a GenBank genome assembly.
AUUUCUAGAAAGAACUUGUCGAAGGUUUGACGUAUCGGAGAAGGUCCUAACAAUUUAGAAUAAUGAAAUAUCUUGCAGUUUUUGUGAUUUUUGCGUAUUUAUACGCAGCCCAUGCUAGUGUAUAUUUAGAAGAGAAAUUCAAUGAUGAUUCCUGGGAAAAGAAUUGGAUAUACAGCAAGAACCCAGAUAAAGAAUUUGGAAAAUUUGUUAGGACAGCUGGAAAAUUCUUUAAUGAUGAAGAAGAAGAUAAAGGUCUUCAAACAUCUGAAGAUGCACGUUUCUACGCUUUAAGUAGAAAAUUCAAAUCCUUCUCUACAGAAGGCAAAGAUCUAGUUAUCCAAUUUACUGUAAAACACGAACAAAACAUUGAUUGUGGUGGUGGAUACGUUAAAGUAUUUGAUUGUUCCUUGAAACCUGAGGAAUUACAUGGGGAAUCCCCAUACAGGAUUAUGUUCGGUCCCGAUAUUUGCGGACCUGGUACCAAAAAAGUACAUGUUAUCCUUAACUACAAGGAUAAAAAUGUUCUUAUUAACAAGGACAUCAGAUGUAAGGAUGAUAUCUACACUCACGCCUACACUCUUAUCAUUCGCCCAGAUAACACUUAUGAAGUACAAAUCGAUGGUGAAAAAGUAGAAUCUGGAGAGCUAGAAAGUGAUUGGGAUCUCCUUCCACCCAAGAAAAUCAAAGACCCAGAAGCCAAAAAACCAGAAGAUUGGGAUGACAGGGCCACUAUUCCAGACCCAGAUGACUCCAAACCUGAAGAUUGGGACAAGCCAGAACACAUCCCAGACCCAGAUGCUACCAAACCUGAUGACUGGGAUGAUGAAAUGGAUGGCGAAUGGGAACCACCAAUGAUUGAUAACCCUGAAUACAAAGGUGAAUGGAAACCAAAGCAAAUCGAUAACCCUGCAUACAAAGGUGCCUGGGUCCACCCUGAAAUCGACAAUCCUGAGUACACUCCCGAUAGCAACCUUUACAAACAAAAUGAAAUCUGUGGAAUCGGUUUCGAUUUAUGGCAAGUCAAAUCCGGUACCAUCUUCGAUAAUGUCCUCGUCACUGAUGAUGUAGACUAUGCAAAGAAAGCAUUGUCGGGUCUUAAAGAUAAACAAGAUGGCGAAAAGAAGGUUAAAGAAGAACAAGACAAAGCCGAAAGAGAAUCUGCCAGUGAAGAUGAAAAGAAAGAUGACGAUGAUGAUGAUGAUGAGGAUGAUGAUGCAGAAGAACAUGUGCCACAAGUAGAAGAAGGCGAUCACGAUGAGUUAUAAAAAGAGUGUAAAGUGAACUAAGAGACUUUUUUUAUAUAUUACAGGUGUGAAGUGUUUUGUUCGAUAGUGUGUACUGUUCCUUGACUGAUUUUUGUUAUUUUUGAUCGUAUUACUUCUAAUAAAACACAAAAUCG